Molecule: messenger RNA, 1198 nt
Organism: Drosophila novamexicana
Lineage: Eukaryota; Metazoa; Arthropoda; Insecta; Diptera; Drosophilidae
Exons: 3
Coding region: 1-1119 (372 amino acids)
Source: RefSeq, a predicted model, not a curated record
AUGUCCGAUCUGGCAGUUGUGGGCGAGCCGCUGCGCGUGGGCGACAAGUUUGUGCCGCAGCUGAGCAUGCGAAGGAUCUUUAACACAAAAUGCUUUCGCGUCGAGCGCCACCAGCACGAGGUGGCCAAUCAUUAUCGCGACUUUAAGCUGCAGCAGUCGUCGCUGCCGCCGCGUCGCAGCUGCCACCUGGCGCGUCAGCCGCGUCGGAUACGCAGUCGCCUCCAGCGUCCAAGCUUUGCCUCGCCCUGUGCUCAAUUCCGUGGCGAGUUGCCCGCCCAUGUGCACUAUUUUCCAAGAUUCGGCGAUACGUAUGCGCCCCGUGGCCGGCAAACGAUUUGCUCGGCUGAGCCACCGGACGACACCUACAACGACACGCUGAGACGCAUCAGGUGCGCCCACAGCAGCGACCAGCUGAAGGCGCUCGUCGAGCGGGUGGAAAGCCUACAACGGCAGCAGCAGCAGCAGCAGCGACAUCGUCGCAUCGAUCUGUGUACAUAUUUGCAACUGGCCAGUGGCUACUACGAACGGGGGUUGCAUGCCAACAUCAAGUACCUGCAAUCGAUUGGACAGCGUAAUGCAAUAAACCAGCAACAGCAACUGCAGCAACAGCGGCAGCAGCAGCAGCAGCGCCACAGGCAGCGACGCUUCUCAUUGGAAGCCUGGCCGCAGCAGCAAACAGUUGAUGAUCAGUCUCAGCAGCAUUUGAGUACAUUUUUGAAGAAUUUGCGCCAGCGCGAGCGUUGCCAGACAUUGCCUGACCAGUGCUGCACAACGGAUGCCAUAAGCGUGCACAUAACGCCAGUGCUGCGCGCCGCAACGGACAUGUGUGAUUAUGCGAGGCAGUGUGGUGAAAAUAGCAACAAUAACAUUGAGAGUAACAGCAGCAGCAGCAGCGAUCGCAGCAGCAGCAGCACUAACAGCGCUUUAACAGCGGCAAUCGAUCAACGCAAGCUGUACGAAAUUAUCGAUAACUUGAGCGAAUUGAGCUUGCGCGAUAACAGUCUGCCGCUCAUUACGCUCACGGACUACACGCAACAGGUGGCGCUUUAUGGCGCCAAUUUGGAUAUUGCCGGCGAUUGUUUAGUGCAAACACCCAACGAAACCGAACCACCAACAUAAUAGAACUGUAAUACGCGACAGCAGCAGCGACAAAAACUGCAAUUAAUUGCCAACAACAAACAACAAAAUAAAACAAAAC